Gambusia affinis (western mosquitofish) is the source of this 1865-nucleotide messenger RNA. RefSeq names its product muscle segment homeobox 1a (gene msx1a). Gene Ontology annotation, molecular function: RNA polymerase II transcription regulatory region sequence-specific DNA binding; DNA-binding transcription factor activity, RNA polymerase II-specific. The transcript has 2 exons. NCBI's taxonomy places the organism in Eukaryota, Metazoa, Chordata, Actinopteri, Cyprinodontiformes, Poeciliidae. Gene Ontology annotation, biological process: embryonic morphogenesis; regulation of transcription by RNA polymerase II. Gene Ontology annotation, cellular component: nucleus. Bases 200 to 1045 code for a protein of 281 amino acids. The record is from RefSeq and is a predicted model, not a curated record.
CCAAUCUGGCCGCAUAAACAUGAGGAUGCCGUCACUUUAGCAGAACUCUUCCCACUGGUCGCAGUCACAGUCGAGACUUGAAAAAAAGUCGUCUCUCUUAAAGUUGCGACAAAACUUUUAGAGACUUUAACUUUCGUCUCUCUCUUUUUGUAUUUAUUUAUUUAUUUUUUUCUUUUACUUGCGCACAGUCGGGACCUGUAUGGCCCCAUCGACCGCUAUGUCAGCACUGACUGCCGGUGUGAAAAGCGAAGACCUCUCCCCCCGAUCGGUGCUCGUCAAUAGAGGCGAAAUGCAGACCAGCCUGAGCCCCGCAGAGGAGAACGGGAAACCCAAAGUCGCGAUCCUGCCUUUCAGCGUGGAGGCGUUGAUGGCUGACAGGAAGCCCACCAGAGAGGUGCCAUCUCCGGACGGCGCGGCCGGGACGUCCCAGUCGCUGAGGAAGGGGACGCGGAUGGGCGCCUUCGCCGGUCUAGACGCUUCUGUUCCCGCUUUGCCGAUGAACUCUGCGUUUUCUGUCGGCGACAUUAUGAACAUGUCCGAUGAUGUGCUGAUUAAACCCGAGAGCCCGGAUAGUCAAGAGAGGACUUCGUGGAUCCAAAGUCCACGUUUCUCCCCGACACCCCCACGACGCUUGAGUCCUCCCGCCUGCCCGCUGCGCAAACACAAGACAAACAGAAAGCCUCGGACUCCGUUCACCACGUCCCAGCUGCUGGCCCUGGAGAGGAAGUUCCGCCAGAAGCAGUACCUCUCCAUCGCGGAGCGCGCAGAGUUCUCCAGCUCCCUCAACCUCACGGAGACCCAGGUGAAAAUCUGGUUCCAGAACAGAAGAGCCAAGGCCAAGCGCCUCCAGGAGGCAGAACUGGAAAAACUGAAAAUGGCAGCGAAGCCCAUGUUGCCCCCGGCCUUCGGGAUCUCCUUCCCCCUCGGCGCACACGUUCCGGCGUCCUACGCGGGGUCGCACCCGUUCCAGAGGCACUCGCUGCCGGUGUCUCCUGUGGGACUGUACGCCGCGCAUGUGGGAUACAGUAUGUACCACCUGGCUUGACAGGGGUGAGGGGUGAGACGGGGGACACACACAAAAGAAAGAGGGCACCAGCAGGACUACGUUUCACAGAGAGAUUGAGCCCCUUUUGGACCAAUGAUGCGACAAAUGAGAAAAGCAUCCAGGUGGGGAGGUCAGUGUCGCGUCUGGUCAGGGAAGGUGGAAGCAAGGCCUCCUAACGGACCCACUCUGACGACGCUGUGUUCCCUUCCGUUUCGACCUGGCUAGUAAAUUCCCACAGUGUGUGUCAUUUUAAUCUCAAGUCUGAGAUGUGUCAGACAAGAUUCUCUGAAGAUGGAUUUUUUUUUCUUUUCUUUUUUUUUUUUUUUGCAAAUAUGGAAGACGACUUGCAACCUUCAAACGUAUUUUGACCUUAAAGUCAAGUGUGGACAUUAAACAGGGCGUCCUUGACAGCCAGGUGAAAGGUGACAAACCUUUUUUUCCAGAGAUCAAGGCGCAGCUUGACAUAUUUUUUUUGUACCUACAAACUUUGACUGGGCUUAAAAAAGACAAGCUGAUGUCAAACUACACUAACAACUCCACAGCUUUGGAAUCGGCGUUUUUCUAUUUUGUUUUCAUGUUUUACUUUCAUAUAAAUGCGCAACCGCAGCGUCUUAUUUAGUCCGUAAAAUCUGGAGAAUCACAGCGUUUGUUUUUAUUUUUUUCUUAAUAACAGCACUGUCUGUUGUUUCAUUGGUUCCCUUAUUUUGGAAGGGGGAAGUGUACUGUAAAGUAAUGUAUAUUUGAAAAAAAUAUCCUCAUUUAUAUUCUGAAUAUAUUUGUGACAUAACUUAACAAUAAAUUGUUUAUUCUUUUUUCUCCA